This is a messenger RNA of Lineus longissimus, 2356 nucleotides long. RefSeq names its product neuronal acetylcholine receptor subunit alpha-9-like. Gene Ontology annotation, cellular component: plasma membrane; synapse; neuron projection. Gene Ontology annotation, biological process: nervous system process; monoatomic ion transmembrane transport; chemical synaptic transmission. The record is from RefSeq and is a predicted model, not a curated record. The coding region runs from base 44 to 1318 and encodes 424 amino acids. Lineage: Eukaryota; Metazoa; Nemertea; Pilidiophora; Heteronemertea; Lineidae. Gene Ontology annotation, molecular function: transmitter-gated monoatomic ion channel activity involved in regulation of postsynaptic membrane potential; transmembrane signaling receptor activity; excitatory extracellular ligand-gated monoatomic ion channel activity. The transcript has 9 exons.
AAGCAAAAGUGCAUGUUGUUUUCAGCUGCUGUGUUCGAUCAUAAUGGUUGUGCCAAUGUCCUGGUCUUUCGGAAUAUGUUGCAAUUGUUUGGUUGUCUUGUUGCAGCUUGUAGUGGUAGCUCGUUCAGAUGGUUUUUUCAAAGAUCACAGCCGCUUGACCAAGACGCUUUUCUCUAAGUACGAGAAAGCUCUGCUACCAGCCAAUUCCACCGAUGUUGUAUCGGCGAAAAUCGGCCUGUCUUUUAUGGACUUUCACGUGAUUGACAAAGAAGAAAGCAUUACCCUUAAUGCUUGGAUGGAUAUGGAAUGGGUUGAUUUCCGUCUGUCCUGGGAUCCAUCUGAGUAUAACGGGUUGACAACACUAAGGGUUAACUACAAGAAUAUCUGGAGGCCAGAUGUCGUCCUUUACAACGCCUAUUUGCCACAAAGUAUGAACCCGACGUUUGAAGAGACUAUGGUACAAAUAACUAGCGAUGGUUUAGUCUUUUACCCGUCCCACGUGACCCUCAAGGCUGCGUGCCCCAUGGAUCUGAGGAACUUCCCAUACGAUACUCAGUCGUGUAGAUUCAAGUUUGGGUCGUGGAUUUAUAAUGGCUUUCAGUUGAAUAUCACUAAAAGGAGCCAAGUGGUUGAUUUAAGCAAUUAUCGCUUAAACCAGCGAUGGGAACUUACAAAUACUACCACGACAACGAACGUCAUUUACUACUCGUGUUGUCCCGAGUCGUAUCCAGAUAUUACCUUCAACUUAACCAUAAAGAGGCGCCCCGAGCAGUUAUCCAUGAUGUAUGUUUGUCCAGCGUUCGUUUUGGCUCUGUUGGUCCCUCUUGUGUUCCUGCAACCAUACGGUAGUGGAGACAAGACCAUGCUUGCCGUCGGGAUUCAGCUGUGCGUCCUGUCCGUGGUCUAUUCCCUCCAGGACUACAUCAACGCGGACAGGACAGCAUCUCCACUUCUAGUCAAAUAUUAUGGUUUGAUCUUCGUCUGUGCGACGGCCGCCCUGAUCACCAGUACAGUGGUGAACGCCGUCAUUGGUGGCUGUGUCAGGGGACCUCCGGAUAGUCUCUACAAGAUCUUCACCUGCUGCAGUCUGUGCCUGUGCGCGGGUGGAGAAGCUCCAGUCUCCAAGUCUGAGUCUGUGGUCAGAGAUGAAAUGUCCGAGGGUUACUUCAACAAGAGAUCAGAGGGCUCUCCUCCCAAGACGGCCCGUGCAAAGUGGACCGUGAUCGCAACUGUGAUAGAUAGGAUCAAUUUCGUUGUAUUUGUUGCUCUGAUUGGUUAUGGCAUGGCUGCUUACUUCGUCGAGAUGGCAAAAGUUUAGUGGCUGAUGAAUUAAGUAUACACCGGUAGAGAGGCCGCGUACCAUUUGUGACUCCGACUCCGACUUUAACUACGUGAAGGCCAGUUUCAGUCGUCGAGAGCAUCUUCCAUUCUUCGGAAUAAAAGAACUGUUUCCGAUUUGAUAAAUCCUUUAAUACAAUUAUAUAUGACUUUGAAAUUCCAACUUCGACAAAAGGCGUUCACGACCGUCUUGGCCGGGCUUCUCACGGCCAUGUGCACGAUUUGCGGGUUGUCACAAAUAUCAGUUUAAUUCGUCAGGACUAGGGCUGAAAGGGGUUGCAGGAGAGAGUGAGUGCGCGGCUUCGUUAAUGGAGUGUUCACGGGGCGGGACGGAGUUAAAGGUUGCUCGGUGAGGAGGGAACAUCACCUACAAUCUAAUACAAUCUUAUACAAUCUAAAGCCGAUUUUAAAAAUCAACACGUUACAAAGAUUUAUUCAUUAAAUGUAGAACUCCUGUACAUAACAUUUGGAGACGUCUCCAACUCUGAGUAGGGGCCUCGGGGGUAUCCCACUUGACGUCGUAGAGCAGCUGUCAUGGGUCUGUACCAUCUGAUUUCUAGGAUCUCCAUUUCUAAAAUUUUAUAUACAUUCUAACUGUAACAAAGACACUUAUAAUCUCAAUUGGACAGGAAAUCAGUUCACAACAUUACUUUGAAAACAAUUUGAUGAUAGAACAAAUCGAAACGUGCGUUAAGAAAAUGAAUCUGGCAAUGGAUGAUCUUAAAGUUGGCGAGUGCCAGGCAGCUAUGCACGAUGCCGAGAAUAAUCAAAACUGCAUGUAACUUACAUAUGUAGAAAAAAGGAAGACUUACAAAAAUGUGCUGUGAUUUGUAACGAUGAAAGUUUGACAACUAUGUAGAAUAUCAAAUGAAAAUAAAUUGAGACGUAAUAGAAAUUCUAUGACCUAAAAAUGGCUCGGUAUACAAAACGUUAAUGCCAUCCCAUAGUUUAAACUUCUGGCUAUGCUCAUUCCGGGUUGGUGUUCAUUCCCAGUUUCUUAGGGUAGAACCUACGUAUU